AUGACUCCAGAGAUCAAGAAUCUCGACGGCGACAAAAGGAAUCUCGACGGCGACAAGGCCGAUGACGGCGGCGGAGCAGCAGCAGCAGCAGCACCAGGAGGAGGAGGAGCCGGCCAUGGGCAUGGCAAGGGCGCCAAGAACAAGCUGUCCCUGGUCCCGCUCAUCUUCCUCAUCUUCUUCGAGGUGGCCGGCGGGCCGUACGGCGCGGAGCCGGCGGUGCAGUCGGCGGGGCCGCUCUACGCGCUGCUCGGCUUCCUCAUCUUCCCCUUCAUCUGGGCCAUCCCGGAGGCCCUCGUCACGGCGGAGCUCUCCACCGCGAUGCCGGGGAACGGCGGCUUCGUGCUUCCCAUUUUUCGGGCGUCGGACUUUCUUUCAAUAGAAGCACUGUCACUAAAAAGAAAAAUGUAUAGAUGCACAACAAUAGGCAUGAUCGCCGGCGACUGGCUCAAGUACUGGAUCGAGGUGGGCGCGGUGCUCUCCUCCAUCGGCCUCUACUCAGCGACGCUAAGCAGUGCGGCCUUCCAGCUGCUUGGAAUGGCGGACCUGGGCCUCCUCCCUCGCGUCUUCGCCCUACGCGCCCCAAUCUUCAAUAGACCCUGGGUCAGCAUCGUGGUCACCAGCCUCAUCACCCUCGGCAUGUCCUUCUUCAGCUUCAACAACAUUGUGACCGCUGCCAACUUCCUCUACAGCCUCGGCAUGCUCCUCGAGUUUGCCACAUUCAUCUGGCUCCGGAUUAAGCGCCCCGAGAUGUCGCGCCCCUACCGGGUACCACUGCGACUCCCAGGCAUUGUUGUCCUAUGUCUCGUCCCCUCAGGGUUCCUUGUCUUCGUCAUGGCCAUCGCCGGCUGGAAGGCGUAUGCCAUCAGCGCCAUCUUCACCGCGGCAGGCCUCGGGAUCUAUUACCUCAUGAAGUUUUGUAAGGCAAGGGGGUUCCUCAAGUUUGGCACCGUCGAUGGCGAGGGUUUGAUGUACGAGCGUCACCAGGAGAGUGCAAAUGUCGGUGUCUGA
Triticum turgidum subsp. durum (durum wheat) is the source of this 1008-nucleotide messenger RNA. NCBI's taxonomy places the organism in Eukaryota, Viridiplantae, Streptophyta, Magnoliopsida, Poales, Poaceae. The record is from the annotation of a GenBank genome assembly.